UCGAUCGAGGGCAGCGUGAACGCUGAUUAAAGUUUCGCCCGAGCACGUUCCUCGAAGGAAAUUUUCGAGAGAUUAUCUGGAUUAUGCACGGGAGGCGAGGUAAAUUCGAAUCGCCCAGGGCAAAGAGAACGAUCGGAAAGCGAUAGGACGAAACAAAUUUCUCGUCGGCUGAACGAAGUCGUUCCGAUAUGCGCCGGGUUCUUUGCUGCCGCGUCAACCUAAUUCGAGACGCUGGACGGGAACAAAGGAACGUAACAGCAAACUAACCCGAUGAGAAAAUAUCUUUCCCGAGCUGUAAUCACGGAAGACCUACUUAGACGUCGCCACGAACGAUUUAACGAAAGGAAUGCACGGGAAGGGAUCCGCGCGAUUAGAGAAUCGUCGGGCGGAAGAUGAAAGCGUGGGAAGAUGAGUUCGGUUGAUCGGAUCAGUGUUGUUUCGGUCAGUUUACGAGCUCGCGGCGCGUAAUAUUUGGAGAAGAAAAGGGAAACCGACGGGGUCGAACUUUACGGAGACGGCUUAGUGACCUUUUGGUCAGCGGGCACGUCGCGAUUACUAUCGAGGAGUGGUGACCGUAAUGUGAGAAGAGGAAGUGAAGAAAUGACGGUGACUCCGUCUACUUCCGAUGUGGCUGACAAGGCAGUAUCGACGGACGAUGGUGGCAGUGGAAUGGAGGUGGUGCGUCUCGAAGCCGUCCUUGCUGCUUUGGUGGAAACAAAGGUGGAGGCGAUCAAAGCUUCGAGUUUGGGAAAAAGGUCCGGCAGCGCGCCGACCAGUCCCCGACAGCUCAGGCUAACUUCCACCUCGACUGCCUCCUCCUCGCUGAAUCAUCACCAUCAACAUCGGAGGAAGAGCCAUCAUCAUCACCACCACUAUCACCAUUACCACCAUCACCAUCAACAUCAUCGCAAGAGGCACGAUUCCGCGCCGUGCGACGCGUUCAUCGAAGAUGACACGGAGCAUCAUCGACACAAUUCCCAUCAUGGCAAAGCGAGACGAAAAGCGUCGGAAAGUCCGCGACGUCCAAAAAAGAAACGUAAACAUUCGAAAAGCCCAAAUAUUCUUCACGACGUGGUCCAGGACGUUCAGACCGGUCUCAAUUCGCGUUUCGAGCUUUUCGGAACGGACGGCGACCAAGAUCUCACAUUGAUAAACUUUGAAAGGACUCGAGAAACUCUCAGCGAUUCCUGCGAAUAUCCGCAGUUGCACCGAAGUGCCUGCUACUUUCCCCAAAGUACAGCUCAAUUAAAGAUCCACUACGACAACGACGACAACUACGUGGCGUUAAACGUAGCUGACGAGUUAGAAGAGGAAGAGAUCCUGAGUGGGAUCGAGAAGGUCGAGGAACCUCGGGAGAAGUAUCAUCGACCCCGCAAAAAGCGGAAACGGAAACGGCAUAAGGUUAACAACACAGGCCCUCGAGAGGAGCUCGUCGAUCCCGAAGAACUUCCUCCGCGAGCACGUUGGACGAUCGUCGCGACAGCUUGUCUGCUUCUCGCUAUGUCUUUGCUGUUGGUUGGAGUGACCCUGAGGAUGGCACCGAUCAUAGACGACAUGGGCAAUGGUAGAAGAAAUAGCUUGAGCAGGACAACGAGACCACGAAGAGCAAGCACGUCUCGUAGGAGGGAUUCCGUUCAGCCUAUAAAAACCGAGAUAAAGGAAGUGGAAAAGGUCGCGGAAAGCGUUCAGGAUUUGGAGGAAGCGAGACGCCAUCGAAGAAUCACCGUGAUCAUCCUGGGAACGUUUCUUUUCCUCCUGGUGGCGGCGGUUCUCGCCGUGGUAGUUACUUUAACGCACAGCACAUUCUCAAGAUCCGCCGUUGGCUCGAAGGAACACCGACUUUCAUUGCGCAAGGAAAACGAGGAGCUGUUAAAUUCUCUGAACAGAGAUUUCACGGUCGAAAACACGACGAUGCCUCCCUAAGGAAGACGUUUUCAGUUUCCAGGGCAGAACAAUUGUUUCAAAGGAGUUCAAGAGCAAAAAAAAAAAGAAAAAAAUAGAAGGAAGGAAGCGAUAGUCCGGAAGAGAAGAAGAAGAAGCAAGGAUCGCGACGAAGACUCGAAUUCUUGGCGUCAGGAUCGUCGCUUUUUCCUGAAAGCGGCCAGGUUUUAGUACGAUUUACGAUUGUCUUCGAUAAAUUUUAAACGCAAGAAGAUAUCGAGUUUAGUUAGUUAAGUGUUAUUAUGGUACACGGCUAACUUGUUGACUCCGCCGAUGAUACAAACUUCUAAUUAGAUCUGCAACAUGGUAGAAUAGAUGCUGUAAUUUUGUCCCGCCAUUGUUCCCAAGGCAUGUGAGCGCAAGAGAUUUGUUACGAUGAUACGAAAUUGUGUUAUGCGUUUGCUCGCUGUACGGAAACUUCUGCUGAAAACGGGUACCCGAAUCUGAAUUUUGAAGAACCGAUCGAAAAGAAGAUUCGACGGCGAAUCGAUCGCUUUCGUACCGCGAUGUUAAGGACGAUGUUGAAAAAAAUUGAUCGUAUAUUGUAUCUCGUCCUCCUUUCGUCUGAACUUAAAUGUGUUGCAGCUCCUGUGAUCAGUCGGAGGGGUAAGUCGCCAUUUUACUUUUACGCGAUCGAUUAGAAAACUCAGACACACGGAAGCUGGACUGUUUUCACCGAUUUUUGUUUGUUUCUCUGAAAAGCAGCAAUAAUAUUUUGCUUUAAAGUUUUCCACCUGUAGAGUAAAUUUUCCUAGAAAUCAUUGAAAACUACCAAUUUCGGGGGACAAUGUUUUUUCAUAAAAUUUCAGAAACUGCAAAUGAUGGGCUGCAACAUAUUUGCAUCAACGCAAAACACCCCCACAUCGAGUACGAACGUGAUCGAUUCGUCGCAAAAUGGUACGUAAAAUUGUUGAAAGAAGAGAUCGAAAUAUAAAUAUUUUUGCAAAAUAAAAUAGUUCCGUUUUCAUUCGAGUAGGGUGCUUGAGCUCCUGAGACAGACAAUUUUAAAAUGUAGCGUUUGUACCUGAAAAUUGAAUACAUCUAUCACGUUCGUUUCGCGAUUCUAAAUUCUAAUUAAUUUCAGACCACGUUAUUUCAAAGUAAAUAGUUUUACUAAUCGAUUCCUUCAGUCGCCGUUCUGUUGUAUGAACUUCCUGAUGAUGGCAAUCUGUUUAAACAGAGUGUUUUCGAAAGUGUGGAACCGUUUCUCGAAAUCGAUUCACGCGAUGGUAUAAAACGAAAAUGUUUUCUGCCAUUUUGUAGGUACGAAGCUUCGUUGUCGAUUUAAAUUUACGGCUCGUAAUUUCCGGCGUGCGCUAUUUGAAUUUCAGUUAACGCCGCGCUCGUCCACGUUCGCGCACUCCACAAAAGAAACACGCAAAAAUACCCACACGCACACAUACGCACAACUAAACGUAACUAAAAAUUCAACAAAGAACUCAAACUCCAACAAAUUUAAGCUCGUUACUCACAAUCGAUAACGAAGUCUCAAAUCGCAAAAUGGCGAGGAUCCGGAACAAAGUCCACAUUGCUAACAUCCUGUACGAGACCGAAAUAGUCUUCCAUUUUGAAGUUACAUUUAAUACAUUCUAUUUAAAUAAAGCAGUUGUUAUUAAUCGUCGACGAUUAGAAAACUAACCAGAGUAAUCGUUGUUGUCGAUUAUGAUAUAAUCGAUUCUGAAAUUCUAUCAUUCCAGUGUCGCUUUUCAAGUUAGAUGAAAAGGAACUAAAUUUCGUUGUCAAAAAUACUCGUUUCCGAUUUCCAAUAAUUAGUUAAAUGAACAUGAAAGUAAACGUGUGAUUUGAAUUAGAAUCGAUACGAAUGAAGCACAAUUAAUUUACUGUCCAAUUAAAUUUUAAUUGGUACUUCCUCUGUGCACUUUAAAUAGGACUGACAUUGAUUAAUAUUUAAGUCAAAGACUGAAUUCUUUGAACAAGUGUUAUUUAUCUUACUCUAUAAAUAAUUUAGUUGGCCGGGAGCCAAUCCGAACCGCACAGGACUCGAUACCUUAGUCAUCGAUCUUCUUAACAUUCGCAUUUAUUGAUAGUCUCCGGGUAGAUCGUUUUACAAAGUACAUAUUUCGUAGCGAAAGACUCGGUAUAUAGA
Molecule: messenger RNA, 4048 nt
Organism: Colletes gigas
Lineage: Eukaryota; Metazoa; Arthropoda; Insecta; Hymenoptera; Colletidae
Product: transcription factor MafB-like
Exons: 5
Coding region: 601-1923 (440 amino acids)
Source: RefSeq, a predicted model, not a curated record